AUGAGGAGAAAAAGAGCUAGGUCACAGCAGCAUGACCACUUCAACAAGGAUGUUAUAUUACUUCCAAAUCCAUCAUGCGAAACAGUGUGCAAACAAGGUCCAAAAUUACGAUUGCACAAACAUGGGCACAUCCUCAGUGCCUUUGAGUUCCAGAAGGCCUGGGACCACCAGGCUGUUAUGGCACACAUCAGAGAUGGUUUUGGUCAGCUCAUUCCAGAGGAUGUCAGCCUCCAGUUUCUAAUGGGUUGCGGCAACAAGCUGGUGUCCCCUAAACUCCAGGAGGGCCAGGGGCUGAAUGCAAUGCUGAUCCACAAGAUUUUCAGAACCAAAGGCCUGUAUGUGAGACCAUCAAGGACCCUUUUCACCAGCAGGGUUGCUACAAUGGAUGGAGAUGGCAACCCUGGCACUAGCGGUCAUGAUGAAGACUACUCUUCAUAUUUAACACUUAUGGCUGCUCAUCCUGAUGACUCGUCAGAUGAUGAGGAAUUAAACCAGGCUAUAAUUGCCAGUAUGGAGAGUCAAAUUGCAGAAAAGGUCCCGGUUCAAGAGAUACUGCUGGAACUCUCAAGCAAAAUUAGCACAAAACAACUGUGCAAAUUUAAUAUAAAUCGCUCUGCUGUCUGGGAGGGAGCCGUGAGAGGAUUCCAAAGGGUGUCCUAUAGCCCCAACUUGAUGAUCUGUGUAAAAUUCUCAGAUGACAUGGGGAGAAAUGAGGAAGGGAUUGAUUUAGGAGGGCCAAGGAGAGAAUUCUUGAGGCUGCUAAUGGAGACCAUGGCCAGGUCACCCAUGUUUGAGGGAAAAGAAAACAGCAAGAACUUGGCUCUUGACAGUGCUGCUCUAAGGGAGGACCGAUACUACACAGCUGGCAGAGCCAUUGCUGUAAGCUUGGUACAUGGCGGUCCGCCACCAAACUUCCUCUCACCAACAGUAUUUUCUCUUCUGGUUGAUGGUUCAGCAAAACCAGUGCUAGAAGACAUAGCUGACAUGGAACUUUUGGAAAAAGUCCAUAAGGUAUCUGAAAGUACAACCCUUGAGGACCUUGAGAUGACAAAGGAACCUCUACUUGACUACUUGGCCAAUGCAGGAUGUCUGAGGCCUAUGCGAUCUAUAGGAGACAGGGAUUUGCUGGUACAUGACAUUGUCAUGUUCCAGGUCAUCUACAGGGUUCAAGGUCCAUUUCAAAGAUUCAGUGAAGGACUGAAAACUCUUGGGGUUCUGGAGAAAAUCCAAAGGCAUCCAGACAGCUUUCGCCCCCUGUUCUGCUAUGAGCCAAGCACUCUGACUGCUGACCAGGUGGAUGAUGUUUUCAGAAUUUGGCUGUCUCCAGAAGGGAGCAACACGAGAGCUGCUGAGGAGAUAGUUGUUACCUUCUGGAGAGACUAUCUCCAGGAUGCAGAGGAGGGAGAAGGGCCAUCCAAACUACAAAAAAUAUUGUCCUUUGCAACUGGAGCAUCUGUGCUACCACCGAUUGGCUUUUCUCCAACUCCCUCUGUCCAGUUCAUUCAGAAGGAAGAUGACGACUUCUCCUGUACACCGAUGUUCCCUCUGGCCAACACAUGUGUCAACUGCAUCAAGUUGCCACUACAUGUGUCAUAUCAACAGUUUAAGGAAAAGUUCGACUUCGCUUUAGGGAACUCAUAUGGGUUUGGCAGGGCAUAA
Limanda limanda (common dab) is the source of this 1659-nucleotide messenger RNA. RefSeq names its product G2/M phase-specific E3 ubiquitin-protein ligase-like. The transcript is spliced from 9 exons. The record is from RefSeq and is a predicted model, not a curated record. Gene Ontology annotation, molecular function: ubiquitin-protein transferase activity. NCBI's taxonomy places the organism in Eukaryota, Metazoa, Chordata, Actinopteri, Pleuronectiformes, Pleuronectidae. The coding region runs from base 1 to 1659 and encodes 552 amino acids. Gene Ontology annotation, cellular component: nucleus.